Molecule: messenger RNA, 2796 nt
Organism: Sitodiplosis mosellana (orange wheat blossom midge)
Lineage: Eukaryota; Metazoa; Arthropoda; Insecta; Diptera; Cecidomyiidae
Product: sodium/potassium/calcium exchanger 4-like
Exons: 7
Coding region: 1042-2622 (526 amino acids)
Biological process (GO): calcium ion transmembrane transport; intracellular calcium ion homeostasis
Cellular component (GO): membrane
Molecular function (GO): calcium, potassium:sodium antiporter activity; calcium channel activity
Source: RefSeq, a predicted model, not a curated record
UAAAUAAAACUUACGUGACAUAGCGAAAUGUAAUUUUCGAGGUGGAUUAAAUUGUUCAUUUUGUGGAUGGUGAAAGGAAAAAAAACGAGUGGCAUGGGAAUUUACAGUUGAAACUUGUGCACUAAUUGGUGUCUUUUUUGGUGCAGCGUAAGAUGUGAAUCAGAACUCGAAGUCGGGUGAAUGGAUUAGUACUUGUUUGAUUAUCGAAUUAACACAGGCCCCAGUGUGUGCAUGGUGAGCUCACUGUCGAUUGUUCCGUGGUGCCGUGUGUAUGCGAGUGUAGAGUUUCUCUCUCGAACUUGGCUGUUUGCGACUAACAAUUUUCGAGAGGAACUUUGUCAAUCGAAAUUGAUAAUUUAUUGUUUUGCCGCUCUUGACGCAAUCGAAACUAAGUGCUAUAUCAAAUUUUCAAAUCGACAAUGAAAAAGAAGAUAUAGUCCAAAUAUACGAGUUAUCAGCGGUCGGUUUGAACAAUUUUCCAAAAGUUCGGAAUAACUUUCAAUAUCCAGUUCAUCGAAUUAACCAAAUAUCGUUAACAAAUUCCAAUCGUGCUUGCAUUAAAUUCCAUUCAAAAUUUAAUGACUUAUGUGUUUCUCACCGCCAAUGUAGAUCAGUGUCAUUCGAUAAGUUGAAUUAAUCAGUUGAAUCGAUUGCAUGAUAAUUCGAACACGUUUUACUUUUAUUCGGUUAUUUAUAAAACGUAAUAACGAGUCAAGAGGAUCUCGCAUAAAAUGUAAAAGAAGUUUAUCAUUGCUAAAGUAAUGAUUGUUGAAGAUUUGAUUUCUGUGCGGCUCAAAGUCAAUUGUUUGAAAUUUUACGGAAAUAUUAAAUCAGUUAUUUCAGUCGUGAAACGGGCUUCCAAGUGAAAAAAAAAAUAACGGUGGCUGUUAAGCGGACGGCGAUUUGUGAUUCAUAUAGCAACAAUAAAAGAAAUCGAUUCAAACGGGCAGUGAUUAGCAGGGAAACUGUCAUACCUCUGUGCGAAAUUAAAACGAAGCAAAAAUAUCGACGAAUAAAUAAAAUCGAUCUGGUGUGGUGAACAUGAUACCCAAAUGGAGUGUAUUAAUCGGAGUUUUUGCCAUACUUUCUGCAGCAGUACCGGCCAGUCAAGGUCAAGAUAUUUCACAAGCGAUUCUCUCUCCUCCGUCGAAAGAUGUGUGUGACAAUUCGUCGUCGAUGGACGACUUCCCCGAAGAUUUAUUCACCGACGAACAACGAUUACACGGUGCUAUCGUUUUACACAUAAUUGGUGCUAUUUACUUUUUUACACUGUUGGCGGUCGUAUGCAAUGACUAUUUCUUGCCAUCUGUCGAAUGUAUUUGUGAUGAUCUGAACAUCUCACAGGAUCUAGCAGCAGCAACGUUCAUGGCCAUCGCUACGACCACACCAGAACUGUUUACGAAUGUUAUCAGUACAUUCAUUACGGAAUCGGAUAUUGGUCUCGGUACCAUAAUUGGUUCAUUGAUGUUCAAUACGCUAGGCGUGGCUGCAGUAGCAUCGCUUGCAGCAUCGAAACCGGUACAACUUGACUGGUGGCCAAUUACACGUGAUUCGCUGUUGUAUAUGUCGAAUAUUCUGUUGCUCAUCGCAUUUGCAUGGGAUAAUCAAAUCACAUUAGGUGAAACAAUCACAAUGGUUGUUCUGUUUUUCCUCUACUUCGUGAUACUGUUCCAAAACAAGCGUAUAAUGCCAUGGAUGAAAUGGUUUUUGGAAAACACGGUGAAUUGUUGCCUGUGCCGAGUUACGAGCUAUGAUUUGCCAUCGUCGUUUGUUGAGAAGAAUUUUACGCAGCAACAACAGAAACAACAGCACCAGCAGCCGCAAGAUGCGAUUGUGGUGGCGACGUCGCCGCAACCGUGCGAAAAAUCCAAAGAGGCAAAUAUUACUUCGAAGAAGGACCAAUUUCAACGCACUUUAUCAAAGUCAUCGAUCGACAACAAUCCGAUUUUUAUGAUUUAUACGAAAAGCGAGAGCACGGAAGAUGUGAAAAAAGAGCGCAAAAGUCUAUGGCGUAUACCCAUUGCCAAUCGCUUGAAAACCAUUUGGUGGAUUUAUACAUGGCCUAUCAAAGCAAUUCUCACCAUUACCAUUCCGAAUCCGAAAACAUAUCGCCAACUGUAUCCACUGUCGUUUGUAAUGUGCAUCUUGUGGAUCGGUUUGAAUGCGUACAUGAUUGUUUGGAUGCUGACUGUCAUUGGGUUUACAUUCAACAUUCCCGAUGCUGUGAUGGGCCUCACUUUCCUAGCCGCAGGUGGUUGUAUGCCAGAAGGAAUAUCAAGUGUGUUGAUGAUUCGCAAGAACGAAGGUGGUGUCGGCGUAUCAAACUCACUCGGUGCCAAUUCCUUAGCCAUUCUCAUGUCGCUCGGCAUUCCAUGGCUUAUCAAAAAUAUUAUCAAUCGAAAUAACCCAGAAAAAGCAUCGAUUGCACUCAAUCCGUACAGUACUGAGUAUAACAUGUUAUUACUUCUAUUCUCUGUUAUCGCAUUGUAUGUUGUACUUACAUUGUCCAAGUAUCGGCUCAAGCGAACCGUUGGUCUGAUGCUCAUAAGUAUCUACGUUGUUUGCAUCACCUUUGGAGUUCUACUGGAGAUGAACGUUUUCUACCCAGGCCUUUGCUCAUAGUAUUUAAACGAUUAGAAUGUAAACAGAAAAAAACAUUAUUUUCGUGUCUGCCUCUGUAGCUAGUAAUUUAUUUUAUAGUAUUUCAUCUUGUAUCCUGUAUCAUAUGUAUUGUUGCAUUUAAACUGAAAAUUAAAUUAAAGACAAUGUUCAAAGUCCAUGAAUAAACAAUGAAAA